AGGAUGUCUCACCGGGCGGCCAGCGCCUGGAUCAGCCCGUGACUGUUACAGCGGCGGGCCUCAGACCCCAGCGCAGACUCGGACUUUGUUUUUGGGGGCCGGUGUUCUGCCCUCCCCGGUUUCUGGCAGGACCCAGAGGAGCCGGCGUGCCUCUCUGCCCUCCAGCCUUCUUCACCAUGUCCAAGAUGCCGGCCAAGAAAAAGAGCUGCUUCCAGAUCACCAGUGUCACCACGGCCCAGGUGGCCACUAGCAUCACCGAGGACACCGAGAGCUUGGACGACCCGGACGAGUCACGCACAGAGGACGUCUCCUCCGAGAUUUUCGACGUCUCUCGGGCCACGGAUUAUGGCCCUGAGGAGGUCUGCGAGCGCAGCUCCUCCGAAGAGACACUUAACAAUGUUGGGGAUGCGGAGACCCCCGGGACCGUCUCCCCAAACCUCCUUCUGGAUGGGCAGCUGGCAGCGGCGGGGGCUGCUCCCGCCAACGGAGGAGGAGUCGUUUCUACCCGGAGCGUAGCUGGGGCGCUUGCCAGUACCCUGGCGGCGGCCGCCACUUCGUCCCCCGCCUCCGUAGCACCCGGUGGCCCCCAGGUCGCGGGCUCAUCCGCCGGACCAGUGACUGCAACCCCAUCUCAGCCUCCCACCACUUGUAGUUCCCGUUUUCGUGUAAUCAAGCUGGACCACGGGAGCGGAGAGCCCUAUCGACGCGGCCGAUGGACGUGUAUGGAAUACUAUGAGAGGGAUUCAGACAGCAGCGUCCUGACUAGAUCCGGGGAUUGCAUUAGACACAGCAAUACUUUUGACCAGACUGCAGAGCGGGACAGCGGCCUGGGAGCCACCGGAGGGUCGGUGGUGGUAGUGGUGGCUUCCAUGCAGGGGGCGCACGGGCCCGACUCGGGAACUGACAGCUCCUUGACUGCUGUGUCACAGCUACCCCCGUCGGAGAAAAUGAGCCAGCCCACUCUGGCCCAGCCGCAGAGUUUUAGCGUUGGGCAGCCACAGCCGCCGCCGCCGCCGCCCGUAGGUGGGGCUGUGGCUCAGAGCUCGGCUCCGCUGCCGCCGUUCCCGGGAGCCGCGACCGGGCCACAGCCGAUGAUGGCAGCCUCGCAGCCAAGCCAGCUCCAGGGAACGGUGCCCGGAGGACAGAGUUUGCAGCCGACGAAUGUAACCCUGACGCAGCCGGCUAUGCCCCUGCCUACGCAGCCGGCUAUGCCCCUUCCUCCGCAGCCGGGCCCGGCUGUCGGCACUUCUGCGACGCCGCAGCCCCAGCAAUUCGCGUAUCCUCAGCCUCAGAUACCGCCCGGACAUUUGCUGCCCGUCCAGCCCUCCGGCCAGAGUGAGUACCUACAGCAGCACGUGGCCGGCCUGCAACCUCCAAGCCCCGCGCAGCCCUCGUCCACCGGCGCCGGAGCGAGCCCAGCCACGGCAGCCAGCCUUCCCGUGGGCACCGGCCAGAACGCCUCUUCGGUGGGCACGCAGCUCCUGGGCGCGUCUUCCCAGCCCAACGAAGCGGUGGCCUCCCGGCCGGGACCAACGCAGGGCGGACAGGCCGCGCCGUGUCAGCCGGCUGGAGUGGCCCCGGCUGCUGUGGGAGGCGUGGUGCAGGCGGGCAUGGGUUCUGCCGGGGCUGGGCAGCCCCAGUCCGUGCCUCCGCCGCAGAUGGGUGGCAGUGGUCCGCUGUCAGCCGUACCUGGUGGCCCUCACGCCGUGGUGCCCGGAGUUCCAAACGUGCCUGCAGCGGUGCCCGCUCCAAGCGUGCCUAGUGUGUCUACCACUUCUGUUACUAUGCCAAAUGUACCCGCGCCUCUGGCCCAGUCGCAACAGAUGAGCAGCCAUACUUCAGUCAGCAGGAGCAGCAGCAUAAUCCAGCACGUUGGGCCGCCCUUAGCGCAAGGAACACACAGUGCACCAACAAGUCUACCACAGUCUGACCUAAGCCAGUUUCAGACUCAGACCCAGCCUUUAGUCGGGCAAGUCGACGAUACUAGAAGAAAAUCAGAACCCCUACCUCAACCACCACUUUCUCUCAUUGCUGAAAAUAAGCCUGUUGUGAAGCCGCCUGUUGCAGAUGCCCUGACAAACCCCCUUCAGUUAACACCUAUGAACAGUCUGGCCACCUCUGUAUUCAGCAUAGCUAUUCCUGUUGAUGGUGAUGAAGACAGGAAUCCUUCAACUGCUUUCUACCAAGCGUUCCAUUUGAACACGUUUCAGGAAUCAAAGAGCCUCUGGGAUAGUGCAUCUGGGGGAGGUGUUGUAGCCAUUGACAACAAAAUAGAACAAGCAAUGGAUCUGGUGAAAAGCCAUUUGAUGUAUGCAGUAAGAGAAGAAGUGGAAGUUUUAAAGGAACAAAUAAAAGAAUUAGUUGAAAGAAACUCUUUACUUGAACGAGAAAAUGCACUGUUAAAAUCUCUUUCAAACAAUGAUCAAUUAUCCCAACUCCCAACCCAACAGGCCAAUCCUGGUAGCACUUCUCAACAGCAAGCAGUGAUAGCACAGCCUCCGCAGCCAACGCAACCUCCACAGCAGCCGAAUGUCUCCUCAGCAUAAAGCUUUCUUAAGCCUCAUUAAGAAAAAACUGAAAGCAAUCUAUCCUUGUGUGCCACUGGUGUUCUUUCCACUUUAUACGAAAGCAAGUAGCCAUGCUUUGGUUGUGUGUUUGGCCUUUUCAGUAUUAGACAAUCAUUCUACAAGAGCUUUUCCUCUCUCUGAGAUGUCAUGCAGCGCUGUUGAUGUCCAGUUCUAUGUCAUCAGUACACAAGGAGAAUAAUAGAUGGGGUUUAUUAAAGCGAGCAAAGUCUGCAUUUUACCUGGUGCGCAUGAGUGGGGUCUUUAAGAGUUUUUGGUGGCUCUCCCAUGUUUCCUAUUACCCAUGGAUUUACCCUGAGCCUUCCUAUCACAUUAUAAAUAACAGUUCAUCUAAAGAGCCACUUUUCUUUCAAUAUCAGUAACAUUUGCCUACAUAGGUUUUCAUUUAUUUGUGUUUUAUUUAUUACAGGGCUGCUAUUUUCAUAAUGUACAUGAACAAUGUCACAGAACUUUUUUAAUUUUUUUGAAUAUAAGUAUCAGUAAAGGAAGUGAAAGACAGGAUUGCAUUUAAUAGAUAAAACGUUUAGGCAAUAAUUGAACAAAAGAAUCCUGGCAUAUUUCUAACACUAAUGGCAAUUUACUUUUGGUAUUUAUUUUCGGUAGUAAAGACCCAGCUUGAAUGUAAAUUUUGUAUAGUGUAAGUAUGAAGAACAUUAGUGCAACUGUACAGGUAGUCACCAGUUAUUGUGAUAUAAUAAAUAAUUGGGCUAUUUUGAUGAAGAAAACUUUGUUCAUUUGUUUCUACUUUCUAAGAGAGAAAUUGCCACAAUUCCUCUGCUUUUCAACAUUUCGUAUGACUUUUUUUUUCGGGUGGGAAUAAAAAGCUGUGAAAUUGUUCAACCUACUUUGUAACCAAAGAAGCAAAGCUGUGUAAUGGAGUUUGGUUUUUUUUUUUUUUAUAAUGCACAUUCUUUAUGUAUUUUUAUUUAGUGUUUUCUCAGUCACAAUUUUCUUUGCUGUCUAGCAUGAUCUGCAUGACCUAUAUAAUCUUUGAACCACUUUCGUACCUCAUGUUUUUAUCCAGCACUCUUAUUGUAAUAUGUACUAGUCUGUGAACAAUGUCAAAUAAAAGAGAACGAACAGGUAGUUUGGUGGAGCUGAGCUAGUGUACAAUACACUAGUUGUAAAAAAAAAAAAAAGUGAGCCAUCUUUUGUUCAUUUAAAAUGGUGUUUUGAAUUUCGUAUGCAGAAAACGUUUUGUUACAUUGCAGAUUUUAAUGUAUUUAAUAAAUGGAACAUGCAGAUUAAGUGCAGUGUAUACUGAGUAUUUAAAUUAAAAUGUACAUUUCAUAAAUACAGUUUCAAAAGAAAGCAUCAUUUUGUGUAUACUAACACAUUAAGUAUAUGUCAGAAAUUGAUGUAUAAAUAUAUAUUUUAACACAUUUUCUGAAAUUAAACUGCAGUUUUGUUGAAA
Messenger RNA from Callithrix jacchus (white-tufted-ear marmoset), 3999 nucleotides. It is a transcript of the gene TSC22D2, whose product is annotated as TSC22 domain family member 2. NCBI's taxonomy places the organism in Eukaryota, Metazoa, Chordata, Mammalia, Primates, Cebidae. The record is from RefSeq and is a predicted model, not a curated record. Gene Ontology annotation, biological process: regulation of transcription by RNA polymerase II.